CUUUAGUUCAACUUGUUUAGACAAGCAACCCUGCGUUCGUCCCAGCAGCAGACGUGAAAGGACACAUACGCCCAAAUGAAGCAAGCUCCCGCUCGUCGUCGCUGCACUUUCAUUCCUGCUAACUGACUGUCUGUAACGCGCUUGCCAGUGCAUUUCAUGAAUUCGGCAGGCGCGCGGCUGUGUUGCGUAGUCACGCGCACGGAAAACGCACUCUUUGCAGCAGAACGCGUUCUCCGGCGGCGCGCAGAACACUGAGAAACGCCGCUGUUUGCCACUUUCUAGGUUAUCGUUCGGCUUCUCGCGAGGCUGAAGUGAUUGCUGCUACACUUUGCUGGCAUAGUAUGCUAGUCCGGACUGCAGAACGUGGCAGCACGAGCGGGGGCCGCUCAAGAGCUGCUAGGCUGUAGUAGUGGAGUGUUGAUUGCUUGGACGUACGGGCCCAAGCAAGCAAGCCGGCGGCGCUUGCAGCAGCAGGUACAGCACGCAGCACCAAGGCGCUUCAGCCGAGGCCGCACACCGAUAGGAGUGGGGUGGACAGAGGGCAUCAAUGCAGACGGGAGGUGUGAGCGAGCUGCAGAGGCUCCAUCCUUUAACGCGGCGGAGGCACCUGCUGCGGUGCAGCAGCUCGGCGGCUGCGGCAGCAGCUAUUUACGGGACUCCAGCAGCCGCCGCCGCCAGCAGCAGGAGCGGACACUAGUUAGGGUGCGUACAUGGAUUUCCUUUUGAGCGCCGCCUCUGUACGAGAUGGCGGCGGACUGGAUGAGCACGUGAAUGCGGACGUGGUGCAGCAGCAGCAGCCGGCGCCGCCGCCGCCGCAGCAGCAGCAGCAGCAGCCGCAGCAGCAGCCGCAGCCGCAGCCGCAGCAGCCUGAUGUGGGGGCACUGCGCGCGCUGCACCACUGCAGCAGCAGCAUGGGUAGCCACAGCAGCAGCAGCUGCGCCGCCGCCGCCGCUGCGCCGCUAACGCCGCCAAGGCCUCUGUUCCCAGGGGCCUCGCCCGCGCUGCUGCUGGGGGCGUCACCGCUGCCGCUGUUCGUAGAGCACGGGCUUAGCAGUGGCGGUGGCACGCAAGCGGUUGCUUCUACUGCUGGGACGGCGGCGGAUGAGCCGGGCUGCGGCACGGCACCAGCUUUCGCGCCCACAGCCGCCACGGGAGCAUCGGGAGCGUUCGAAGCAGCACUGCAUUCGCAGCUACCGCCGCCCCUGCCACAGCAGCUGCGACUGCCGCAAUCAUAUGCAACGGAGAAGCAGCAGCGAGCUGACUACCGGGCCGGUGGGCAAGCUCUGGAGGUCGCGGCGGCAGGAGGCGGCGGCGGCGGCGGCAGUGCGUUCGCAUCCGCGCAGGCCGCAGCGGUAGCGGCAGCAGCGGUGACGGCACCAGCACCCGCUGCUGAGGAAGAGGCACUCGUAGCAGCACAAGACAAUGCAUCGGCUGCCGCGGCCGUUCUCCUUGACAACAAGGAGUUGGCGGACGCGCCACCAGCAGAGGCCGCGCUCGCAGCCAGCGGCGGCGGUGGUGGCGACGGCGGGGGCGGCAUCCGGGUCCUAGACAGCAGCAGUAGCAGCUUCGUCCUGGGCAGCAGUAGCAGGAGCCUGGCAUCGGCUGCGUCCAUUGUAAAGCAGGGGUUGGCAGCGGUGCGUCCGCAUCCCAGCGGCAGCAGUUCUCAGCAGCAAGACAUCACUAUCUGCAGUGUGCACCACCACCAACAGCAGCAGCAGCAGCAGCCUCCUACGCUGGUGCUGAUGCGCGCGCGCGCAACAGCAGCAGCGGUGGUAGCAGAGCCGCAGGGUGCAGCAACAGCCGUGGCUGCAGGUGUGUCCUUGAGAUUGGCAGGAGCAACAGCAGGAGGCGCAGCAGGCUUGGCGGUUGUCAACAGCGGAGGCGCAGAAGGCGCAGAGCCUUUGCCGGUGGAUAUGCAGGAGGGCGGUGGCUGCGGCAGCGAGGGCCUUGCUGCUGUGCCGCCGCCGCCACCGCCACCACCACCACUGGCCAGUGCUGAUCCAGCAGCCAAGGAAGGUGUGGAGGGCAACAGCCGCAAGACGCAGCAGGCGGCGCAGCAGCCCCGACACCUCGUCGGCAGGCAGGAGCCGCAGAGCAGCUCGGUGGCAGCCACAGCAGCCACAGCCACAGCAGCCACAGCAGCCAAAGUGGCACCUCCGCCCUCGCCAAAGGCCAUGCAGGAACCGGAGGCGGCGGCGGCGCUGCGUGCUGCCGCCCCCGCUGGCGGCGGCGGCGGCACAGUCUCCGCAACUGCCGCGCCUAUGGCAGCUACGGCGGCGUCAGUAGCAGUCGCCGCCGCUGCGGAUGGUUGCGCCGCCGUGUUGGGAAGCUCUGCUGGGGGUGCCAGCAGUAGUGGUGAUGAGGCACAGCUGCAGGCAGCUGCUGCUGGCGCGGCGUCCAGCAGCAGGAAGUGGCGUUUGCUGCUACUGGAGGCCGUCAGCAGAGCUGCUGUCGGUGGCGCUACAGCCGCUGCCGCCGCCGGCGCCGCAGCUGCAGCUGGCAGUAGCGCCGCCGGGGUGGGCGCUGCUACUGCUGUUGGCACUGCUGGCACCAACGGCACCCCUGCUGGUGGCGAUAAUAGCAUCCAGGCGCCUCCGCUGCAGCAGCACCAGCAGCAGUGUCUCACGCCGCCGCUGUGGCCGCAAUCGCCGCUUCCGCCGCCACACACCAAGCCGGCUCCAGAACUCAGCGGUGAUGUCACCGUGGACGACGGCAGUGGCGCGCUAGGCGCUGGCGGAGGCGGCGCCAUCAGCAGCGGCGGCGACUGGGCGUGCGGUGGCGCUGCUGCCACGGCCACUGCUGCUGCCACCGCGUCGCCGCCACCGCCUGCUGGUGAUGAGGAUGUCGACACGCCCCGGUACGGCUGUGGGGAGCGGGAGCUGACGGCAGCGGUUGAUGGCGCAGCAGGUGCUGCUACUGCCUGUACCGGCGGCGGCGGCGGCGGCGGUGGCGGCAGCGGCGGCGGAGCUGCUGGUGCUCGCUCUGCUGCCAAGGUGCCACGGGCAGUAGCGGCAGCGGGGGCGUCCGCGGGAUCGCCACACUGGCCUGUAGCUGCAGGCAGUCGCGGAGCGCACGACAGCGGCACUCAGCACUCGCCACCUGCGCAGCAGCAACAACAGCAGCAGCAGCAGCAGCAGCAGCAGCAGCAGGCCGGCACCCCCGGUGGUAGCCGUGUGCUUGUCAAAAACAUCUCUGCGGCCGCGCUAGCUGCAAAGAUGGCUCAAGGCGUGACCUUCACGCCAGUAGUCGGGCCGCCGCCGGCACUGCAGCAGCAGCAGCAGCAGCAGCAGCCGGCGGUUGCGGGCCGUUUGCGGCGCCGGUCUGCCCCCGGCUUCAGCCCACUCUGCGGCACCACCACUCCUGCUGCGUGCGGUCGGGCCGUGGAGCCCGCCGAGGGAGGCCGCAGCGGCCGGCCUGCAGCGGACCCGCCGCAUCCCGACACAGAGUCCCCCGUCAGCCGCUGGGUGCCACAACACGGCGACGCAGCGGCAGAUGCCGCUGCUGACGUUGAUGUUGAUGGUGGUGAUGCUGAUGAGCUGCCUACCGGACUGCUGUCGCCCCUCGGGUUGCCGCUACUGCCGCCGCUGAGGGCGGCGAGCGACGGGUCCCCCUGUUGGACAGCUGCUCCUGCUCGCCGACGCUGGUCAUCUGCGGGGCCGCCGGCGGCGGACAAUUCGGCUGCUGGAGCUGGCAGCGAGCCGCUAGGCCACUGCUAUAAUCAUGCGAGCGCAAGCGGUGCAGGCGGUGGCAGCGACAAUGGACUUGCUUCACCACGCGGGCUAUGCAGGCGCAGCGAGCCCCUGGCCGGCGGCGGCCACCUGACUGCGCCGCCGCCACACGCCGUGCUGCCGCCGCCGCCGCCACGGCACAGCGACGGCGGCGGGAUACCCGCCGGAGGCGACGGAGGCGGCAGCGAUCUUGAGGGGCGUGCAGAGCUGCUGGCAACGGCGCUGGCGACAGCACUGGCGGAAGGUGCAAGUAGCACGACAGCCGCCGCGGCUGUGACUACUCCGGCGCCACACCCGACAGCCACUCUCCGGAAAGGCCAACAGCAGCAGCAACCACACGGCGAUGGUGGUGAUGACUUCUCUUUUCCAACGCUGCUUAGUGCCGCCGGUGGCAGGCUUUGCGGCCGUGGCAGGGACCCGCUGCAGCAGGGUCGCGCUCGUGCCCGUGUGUCGGAUCAUGAGCAGCAGGGCACACCAGCGCUCCAGAGGCGGGAGCAGCUGCCCCCAGCGCCGCAGCCGCAGCAGCAGCAGCUGCUGCGCAUCCGGCCGCCUUUGAAGCGCGCCCGGUCCAGCAGUGGCGAUGGUGGCGGCGCGCUCGCCAGUGACCCUGAGGGCACGCGCCGCCACCACCACCACCACCUCCAGGUGCCGGAGGCGUCGCUCACGCCCCCGCCGCCGCGGCACGAUGCCGCCGCCGCGUCAGCUUUCCUUGCCGAUGAGGAUGAUACUGUGACAGCGGGAGUUGUCAGCGGGGGCUUACAAAGCCGCGGGUCGUAUCCGCAGCUUUGGGAGGCACCUGCAGUAACGCGACGACGGCUGCUGGGUGCCGCACCCACUGCAGACGCCACCGCGGGUGAGCUGCCGGCGCCGGGAGCUGGUCCAGCAGCGGCGGCGGCGGCGGCGGCAGAACACCCGGCGUUUUGGGAGGCGGAGGAGGAGGAGGAGCGUUCCCUGCACGAGCAGCAGCAGCAGAUACAGAUGAUCGAAAUGCAGCUGGACAGCCUGCGGAAGCACGUGUCUGCCAAGAGGCAGGCACUCGCCAACAGCAGGGCGACGGCUGCAGCGGCGGCGGCGGCGGCACCGGUGGCGGCGGCGGCUGCAGCCAUGCCGCCGCCGGCUGCGCCGCCACUGUCGGCGUCACCACGCCGCCGCGUGGCUCCUGCCCCUGGGCCCCAGACGUCGCCAUCGGGGUCGGCAGCUGCAACAGCAGCUACAGCCGCCGGUGCAGCGACGGGCGCGGCUGCCAUGGAUGGAGACGAGGGCUGGCCGCCUGCUGCUACUGCCGCUGCUGACGGCGGCGGGCGUGCUCCCGUCGCAGCACGUGAGCACGUGCCUUCGAACUACCUGCCUGCUCACGGAUGCCACGACGAAGGCGAGUCACGAGAGGAGGGCCUGGAGCAUCCCACAGGCGGGGAAGCGGCCUGGAGAGCCCGAACAGGCAGGUUUGUAUAUACCGGAGCGGCGGCGGUGGCUGCCAGCCGCGGCAGCUGUGGCGGCGAAGAGAUGCAUUUGGCGCGACACCACCAGCACCAGCACCAGCACCACCAGGCCUCCCCGGCUGCAGUGGAUGUGCGGCGAGCUCGGUAUGGCGCUGUGUGGCCACCGGGUUAUGAGCCAGCGGCCGCAGGUACGGCGGGCUCCCCCGCCGCAGGAGCCGCAGGGCCAGCGGCAGCCGCAGCCGCGGCGGCAGGUGCGGCUGCAUUCAGCCCAGUGCAUGGUGCUGCCGCCAGCCAUCACCGGCGGAGGGCUGCGGCAGCUGCCGCCGCAGCCGCUGCUGCUUUAGACGGCUAUGGUGCCAGCGGCCGGGAGGAGGAAUGUGCAGCCGUCCCGCCGCCGCACUGGCCGCCCUUGCAGCACCGUGUGCAACAGCAGCAGCACGAGGCGGCUGUGGCCCUUCCGCGCUCACACCAGCACCAGCACCAGCACCAGCACCACCAGCAGCAACAGCACCACCAGCAGUGCCACCAACAACAGCAACCGCAACUGUACCGGCACCACCAGCACAACGAUUACCACGAGCACCAUGCCCUCCCUCGCACGCCCCAGCACCAACCGCCGCAGCACCAGCAUGCACAGCAUCCGCACCUGCGCAUGGCGGCACAGCAGCAACACCAGCAGCAGCAGCGCUGGCAGGGCGGGGGCAAGGCAGCCCCCAGCGUCAUGCUGCUGCCAAAUGGCCGCCGGGCCGUUGUGGUGCCGCUGCGGCACCAACAGCAGCAGGGCUACAGCCCACAUCACCAGCAACCCGAAGGCAGCCCCGGCCAUUAAGCUCGCAUGGUGCAUACGGCACGCACACGAGCCGUGCGCAAUCUCUAUUAGGCAGGAAGGAAAGCAGCGGUUGCGUAUCGAACCCCAGUCAGGGCAUGCGGCGUUCAUGAAUUAGGUAGGAAGGCACGCAAAAGAGUUAGCGCCAUCUCGUCGCCACACAGAGUAGUGCAUGCUUGCAGCAACGAGGGGGACGCCACAGCGCCCUGUUGCGGAGGUGUGGCCUGCACACAGACUGCUAUUAACUGCUUGGUGCAUCUCGGACGGUCGAAAGCAGUCAUAGCAAGCCCAAGAGCUCGUCACUUGCACGACUCCGAGAGUACGGUACUGUGCUUCCCAUGGGCCAUUCCUUAUGUGUAGGGCCCUGCGGGGCUGCUGUAGCCUUUCAUGUCGGCGGCAUUUCAUGGACUCGAAUAGUCUGGGGUAGAGGCUAUUUGCCCAGAGAGGUCUUCCUUGUCCUCAAGUGCACGGUGCGCACGGCGUGUUACUUAGAGCUGAACAUGAGGUUUUUCCUGAUAGAAAGGAUAGGAAAAGUUCGAAGGGACCUUUUGGCAUUGCUGUCUGUUGCUGUUACGGUCGUUCAUCGUUCAUUCUUAGAAUCGCUGUCAUGGAAGGCGUGUAGCUGAUUGCGGUGGGGCAGCUGACGACUGCAGUAGAGAGGCGAAUGU
Messenger RNA from Chlamydomonas reinhardtii, 6661 nucleotides. RefSeq lists its product as uncharacterized. The transcript is spliced from 3 exons. The record is from RefSeq and is a predicted model, not a curated record. The coding region runs from base 711 to 5996 and encodes 1761 amino acids. NCBI's taxonomy places the organism in Eukaryota, Viridiplantae, Chlorophyta, Chlorophyceae, Chlamydomonadales, Chlamydomonadaceae.